GACACAACCACAAGACACAUCCACUGCUGCUGCCACUGAGAACACACAGGGAACAGGGCCCGCCCUUAGAACAGCUUAGCCAGACAACGCAAUCGCUGUAUUACCAUCUCUACUAGAGGAAGCUGCUAUGGCGAAAUCUGCCGCUGCCUCUGCGCGCACAACAAAGCGAAGCGCAAAAGACGAUAUGAGCAAGAAAGCCAUCGUCGUCCCUUCCAAGAAGCGAAAGCAGCCGCAAAAAGCAGAAUCAGACGAGGACGACGCCGGAUUCGCGUUUACAAGACCAACAAAAGUCUCCAAGACCACAACGACCACCCAAGCGACGCGUUCUUCGCCGCGCAAUCAUGCGAAAAAGACAGGUCUACUAGAUGACAAUAAACCUGCAGGGUCAGCGACGCCGCGCUCAUCCACCGUCGCGUCGGCCAAGAAGCAAAAUAACAACAAAUCUGCGCAAAAGGCAACCACAUCCGCAACGGUCUUUGAUGAUCUUGCAAAUGGCUCGGAUAGUUUUAUUGCCUUGCCAGUCAGUGAUACACCCAUCAUCAGAAAAAAUCAAGCAUUACGACAGGGACUCGCAGUGGAUAACAGUGGUCGUCGUCGAUCGAGCUUAUCCAUGCGUGGGAAACGUGCUAGUUCAAUGGGAAAUGGUUUUAAUAGCCAACCACACCCAGAUGUCACACCGGCGGAUUUCUACAAGCAUAUUGGUGUAGAGAUGCCGGAUCCAAUACGAAUGAAGCAAUUACUGGGUUGGUGUGCGCGUCGAGCAUUGGAAGAAAGCAAAACACCCACCAGCACAAAACAAACAGACUCGGCAUUGCAGAUUGAAUUGAUUGCGCGGACUAUUGAGGAAGAGGUGCUUCGAGAUUUGGCAGAUGGGAAAAUUACGACAUCUUGGUAUGGACGGCCACAGGAGGAGGAAGAGGCGCGGUUAGCUGGUGUUGGCCCAACCACCCGGCGUAAACUGCCGCAUCCACAGAAUGUUGCGAAUGCCAAAAAGCUGGCAGAGAUGGAAGCGCGGCUGGCCAAGUUGAAGAUGGAAGAAGAAGCAUGGGUGCGGCUACGGUCAAGUGGUCUUGCUACGCAAACAGAAGGCUUACCUGCCGAUGCUGCUCUGCCAGCUGCAGCGACGGAAACAGGCGAGCGGUUCGCGAAAUUGCCACAGCAAGACAUGACUCAUGCGACGGCAGAUAUUGAUCUCGACUUGCUGACUGCUGCAGAAGCAGAGUUUGUCCAUGCCGCCACGACCAGGCCCAACAGACCGCUUGCUGGUGCUAGCAAAUUACAGGACGAUCCGCGCGAAGAAUGGCUGCAAAAUGCUGAACAGACACUGGAAUUUAACGUCGAUGCAUUCCGGCACCAACUGCAUACGCGCGGACAAUUCAUCAAGGAUGCAGAUGAACAAGCUGGCAAGUUACUGGCGAUUGCAGCUGAAGCACUUGUGAGACAGGAACAACGGGAGCGUGUGGAUCAGGAAGGCAAAGGUGUCGGCAUGAUGGAUAUUCUCAAGGCCAUCACCCGAACGAGCUAACUAGGGCCCUCUUCUUGUGUCAAACCUCAUCCUUGUCUAUACUUGUAUCUCUCCAUUUCCUUUCUAGGCAGCAGGCAGGCAUUGCUAGGCAUAGCAUCGUGACCAUGUCUUCUUGUACAGUACCUUGUAAACUAUCACAUGU
This is a messenger RNA of Protomyces lactucae-debilis, 1667 nucleotides long. RefSeq names its product Mis12-Mtw1 protein family-domain-containing protein. Gene Ontology annotation, cellular component: MIS12/MIND type complex. The transcript is spliced from 2 exons. The coding region runs from base 128 to 1525 and encodes 465 amino acids. The record is from RefSeq and is a predicted model, not a curated record. NCBI's taxonomy places the organism in Eukaryota, Fungi, Ascomycota, Taphrinomycetes, Taphrinales, Protomycetaceae. Gene Ontology annotation, biological process: mitotic sister chromatid segregation; cell division.